Aegilops tauschii subsp. strangulata is the source of this 912-nucleotide messenger RNA. Its product is annotated as small ubiquitin-related modifier 1-like. The record is from RefSeq and is a predicted model, not a curated record. Lineage: Eukaryota; Viridiplantae; Streptophyta; Magnoliopsida; Poales; Poaceae.
AUGAGUUGAUUCGAAUCAGAUUUAAGAAAUCAAAGGGGGACCAAACCACCUAAGACUCAAGAUGUACAUACCCUUUAUAAGCACCUCACCCCGUCGAUUUCCACGCAUCGGAACGUAACUACACAGACACCACCCAAAAGUGCACACAUACAGUGAGGCAGGUACACAACGGAAGCCAUGUCGCCGCCCGGCGGCGGCCGUGAGAAGGUGGACUCGAAGGCGGCGGUGAAGCCCCAAAUGUUGACGAUCAAGGUGGUGGACCAGGAGAAGGUGGUCCACCACACCAUGAGGAUGACCGACAAGCUCAAGGUCCUCAUGGACGUGUGGUACCACAAGGUGCCCAACGUGACAUAUGGCACCAGCGUCUUCCUCUACGACGGCUUGCGGGUGCGCAGAAAUAUGACCCCGGUGGGCCUUGAGAUGGAGGACGGGGACAUGCUUGAUUUCUUUGAACAUAUGGAUGGUGGAGCUGGACCAUUCAUUGUUGGAUCUAUGUAGUAUGUCGAUCGAUGUUUGCGCACUAGGCGGAGUUGUUGUAACUUGAAGCAUAUGUCUCUUGCGGAAUUUGUAUUGCUAGAUCUUAUUUCAAGGAAAUUUCUGACGUGAGCGGCUCAAAUAUUAGAUUCUUUGAACUAGUUUCACUCAUGUAUUAUCAAUAUUAUCUGGUUUUUUGGGAGUGCUCAUUAGUAUCUAUUUUUUCAUAUGUUCGAACAGUGGUUUCUUUUAUGGUGAGUUAUUUGAAUUAAAACAAAUGUUGUGUGUAAUUUUGCUUCCGUUUAUUUUGUUUUAUUCUUAGUGCUAUGUUGUUUGCCUUUCGUUCUUGUUCCGCUAGUGUUUUAUACGUUUACUUACAGAAGUAGUAUCAACUAAAUUUUUUUAUUCAUAUUGUAUAUGUGUAGAGAAGUACUAUAU